This is a messenger RNA of Chaetomium globosum CBS 148.51, 366 nucleotides long. RefSeq lists its product as uncharacterized. Bases 1 to 366 code for a protein of 121 amino acids. NCBI's taxonomy places the organism in Eukaryota, Fungi, Ascomycota, Sordariomycetes, Sordariales, Chaetomiaceae. The transcript has a single exon. The record is from RefSeq and is a predicted model, not a curated record.
AUGAAGUUCACCACCCUCGCCACCGCCGCCCUCCUCGCACUCGCCGGCACCACCGACGCGUGGCGCGUGUACCUGCACGACCACUCCGACCUCGGCGGCAGCAGCUACACGGCAUCGGGCCCCGGCAACCCGGGCAGCGCGUGCCACAUCAUCCCCAAGGAACACCGGUACCGGGCAGCCUCCAUCACCUACUACGCCUACGACCGGCAGACCAACCCCAGCACGCGCUGCAAGCUCCAGCUGUUUGAGGGCUUCGACUGCGAUGGCAUGAACGGGCCGUAUUUUAGUGUUGAUACCAAGAAGGCGCUGCGCGAGGAUUGGCGGGAUCGCGCGUCGUGCUUUAAGACGACAUGCUGGCGGGUUUAG